This is a messenger RNA of Petromyzon marinus (sea lamprey), 2192 nucleotides long. Its product is annotated as transcription factor Sp9-like. Gene Ontology annotation, biological process: regulation of transcription by RNA polymerase II. NCBI's taxonomy places the organism in Eukaryota, Metazoa, Chordata, Hyperoartia, Petromyzontiformes, Petromyzontidae. The record is from RefSeq and is a predicted model, not a curated record. Gene Ontology annotation, molecular function: RNA polymerase II cis-regulatory region sequence-specific DNA binding; DNA-binding transcription factor activity, RNA polymerase II-specific.
GCGCGAGGCGAGGCGGCUCUUCAAAGGCGGCGCGGAGUACAUUACGCGCGCGGAGGGGGCGACUCGCCCACUCCGCUUUGUCUCUCUCCACGGAGAGCCUGCACCCCCUAUAAAAACCCCGAGGCUGGAGGAGCGCGGACUUAUUGUGAUGGCAGCUUCCAUCCCGGGGGUGAGUGCGCUCUGCUCCCGCUGCUCCAUGGCUGUGUGCGUUGCUGUCGCGGGCCUCGCUCUCUCCGCCUUUCUGCCCCGUGCCCCCGGGGCACCAUAGCCGCGCCUCGGCUUCACCCUUCCCGGCCCCCCCCCCCCGAGCCGGCGCGCCCCAAGUUGCUCUUUGCGGCUGCGGUUCAGCGUCCGGCGGCGAAGAGAACCAGGAGGACCACAAGCUGACCUCGGCACCGCUGGCCAUGCUGGCCGCCACCUGCAAUAAGAUCGGCAGCGCCCGGGCUCUGUCCCCCGCCGCGGACUCCCCCGCGUACGGCAAGGGCGGCUUCUACCCGUGGAAGCGACCCACGUCAAGCGGCGCCGCGCACCCGGGCCUGGGCACCCCGGGCCAACGCGGGGACCUCGCGGACUGCGCGAGCGGCCACGUCGCCGCGGGGCCCAGCGCCUUCAGCCUCGCCGCCGCCGCCUCCUCCUCGUCCACCGCCUCCUCGUCCUCCUCGCCCGGCUUCCCCGGCGACUACGCGCUCUACCAGGCGCCGCCCGUCGUCGCCACGAGCGUCAGCUCGCCCGAGUGCUCGCAGUCGGCCUUCGUGUCCAAGGUGCACACUUCGGUGCAGGAGAGCCUGCAGGGCAUGUACUCGCGCGUGGGCAUGGCCCACCCCUACGAGUCGUGGUUCAAGGCGGGCGCGCACGCGGGCGUCAGCAACGACGUGAGCGCGGGGACGUCCGCCUGGUGGGACGUGCACGCCAACUCGAACUGGCUCGAGGUGCAGAACCCCGCGGGGAGUCUCCAGGGCGCGCUGCACUCGGCGCCGCUUCAGUCACCCGCGCUGCACUCGCAGCUCGGCGGCUACAGCUCCGACUUCUCGAGCCUCGGACACUCGGCCUUCAGUUCCACGGGCAUCUCCGCCUCGUCGCCGCACCUGCUCCCGGCCACGCAGCACCUGCUCGCGCAGGACGGCUUCAAGUCCAUGCUGCCCUCGUACGGGGAGUCGCCCGGCGGCAGCGGCGGCCUGCCCCCCGGGCCCAUGAUCUCGGGUCCGCCGACCCUGAGCAGCUCCUCGCGAGCCCUGGCGCGGCGUUUCCCGGGGCGCGCCACGUGCGACUGCCCCAACUGCCAAGAGGCGGAACGCCUGGGACCCGGAGCCAGCCUGAGGCGCAAGGGCCUCCACAACUGCCACAUCCCGGGCUGCGGCAAGGUGUACGGCAAGACGUCGCACCUCAAGGCGCACCUGCGCUGGCACACGGGCGAGCGGCCCUUCGUGUGCAACUGGCUCUUCUGCGGCAAGCGCUUCACGCGCUCGGACGAGCUGCAGCGGCACCUGCGCACGCACACGGGCGAGAAGCGCUUCGCGUGCCCCGUGUGCAACAAGAGGUUCAUGCGGAGCGACCACCUGAGCAAGCACGUGAAGACGCACAGCGGCGGCAAGGCGGGCAGCGAGAGCGACGAGACCAGCAACCCCGGAUCCCCGCACCCGCACUCCCCCGAGACGUGCGGGCCUGAGCCGGGGGGCAACGGCUCCUGAGCCGGGGGUGGGGGUGCGGCAGCGGCUUCUGAGCCGAGGAGGUGGGGGGGGGGGGGUGGAAGAGGCCCCCUUCCGCGAGCGGUGCGCGCUCUUGGAGAACUCGUGAGGCCGCGGCGGUGCCGGCUGAGCGCACAGGUGAGGAGCUUCGUGAGUUGAAGACCAAAAAAAAAUCUGCGCGUUGUGACUUCGGGUUCACGAGGUGACUGCUGCUGCUGCUGCUGCUUGCGACCGGUUUUUUGUUUCCUUCCUGUUCGGUUAAAAAUAGCGACGUUUUUUUUGUUUGUUUUAGGUUUGUUCGUUCCUUAAAUUAAGAUUCGCUUGGUCGUGACGCCCAUAGGCUGUGUCGAGUCUCAAUAUCGCACUUUGUACAAUAGUUGUAUAUUUUUUUGCGGUAAUCGAUAGUUCUGGGAAAUUAACAAUAAUGUAAGAUAUUUUGUGCUCCCUUAUAAUUUAAUCGUAUGUAUCAAUUUGGCGACAAGAAUUAAACACAGAUGUGCACUAAAA